Messenger RNA from Heterobilharzia americana, 5490 nucleotides. NCBI's taxonomy places the organism in Eukaryota, Metazoa, Platyhelminthes, Trematoda, Strigeidida, Schistosomatidae. The record is from the annotation of a GenBank genome assembly.
AUGAGUGACGCACAAUGUGUUGAUCAGAAAAGCAGUGGCAGUGACAGUAGUAGCACAGGGGAGGAGGAAAGACUUAAACAACUGUUCCUAAGCUGUGAUUCUAAUAACGAUGGAUGUCUGGAUUGUGAAGAUUUAUACGACAUGUGCAGAAAACUGAAUAUGGCAGAAUGCGCCGAAGAAAUUAUAAAUACUCUUGGUGCAAAUACUAAAGGGCGAAUAACAUUCGAUGAGUUCCUCAGCUGUCGGGAAAAAGUUUUUCAAAUGCAGACUGAAGCAGAUCCGGUAUAUUUUUCAAAGGCUGAUUUACCUAACUACCAAGUUUAUAAACACUGUGAAAUGAACUGGCAUAACUGCAAAACUGACAGGCCACUAGAUCGGAUCCUGAAAGGAGGUCAUACGAAAGAUGGAGGCACCAUUCGUAAGCUGCAUGAAAAUACCAAUCUUGGAAGUUCUGCAAGCGAAAACAGCCUUGUUAACUCAGGUGCUGAGGCCGAGUUAAAUCCAUAUUUUGAUCAUGUUCGACACUUAUUUGAAUGUGCCAACACUCUUCAUGUUCAACGGACAGCUCAGUUGCGUUCGGAGAUUCGUGAUCUCUCACAUGGACUGCAAGGCCUACAGACAAGUCGGGUUAUGAGUUGUCGUGAAAUACAACGCUUACAAAAAGAGAAGGAACAAUUACGCACUGAAUUAACUAAUCAAGUUUCACGUUAUGAAGAUCGUUUAACUGAACUACAUAGUGUAAUCGCUGAAUUACGACGUCGUUUGGAACAUUCUGAAACGAAUGUUAUCCAUGAAGAAGAAGAAUUCGAAGAAAAUGAAGAUGCUGAUGAAGAUGAUAAUGAUAAUAAUGAUGGUAGUGAUAUUGUUAGUAGAAGUGAAUCAGAGAAGAAAUCAGAAAAACGAAGAUUGUCAAAUAAUUCCAAAUUGUUGAUCAUUUCAAACAACCAGUCAACAGAUCUAUGUGAUGAAUAUGAUAAAGAUGAGAGUGGAAAUAGUGAUGCUUCUGUUGAUGCAAUUAUGGACGGUGAUGAUGAUGAUGACAUUAAUCCAAAUAGUUGUGGUAGUGAUCAUGAUGAAGGAUUAGAUAAAUAUGGUGAGAUUGGUAGAAAGUGUCAAAAUUCACAUCGACCUUCAAAAAACUUUGGCAUGCACACUAAUUUUGUAUAUGACCAAUUCAAUCGAAAUUAUAACCUUUCAAGUAGACAAUUAUCUCAUCAUCUGUCAUUGAAUAAGGAUGGUAAUAAUAACAACACUGAUAUUACUAACACUACUACUGCAGAUAAUAACAAUAAUAAUGAUGUGUAUAUAUCCAGUAAUAUAAAUGGAAUAUCGAAAAAUUAUAACCAUGAUUUGUGCAUAAAAUAUGAAACAAUCCUUUCAAAUAUGCAAACUCAAUUAAACUGUGUUAUACAAGAACGAGAUAUGUUAGCCAGUCAGUUGAAUACUAUCAUGGAUACAACUACUUCAAGUAUAAACACAACAACAGCUACACCAGCGAUAACAACAACGACAACAAUAUUGACUGAAGACUCUUCAUUGGUAUCAACACCGAAAUCUAAUUCCAUAUUACAUCCUGUCAUGGGUGUGAAUCGAUCUGCACAAAUGAAAUCCACUACUUACAAUAAUAAUAAUAAUAAUAAUAGCUUACAUCCUAAUUCUUCGAUUAACGGGAUUCCUACCACAUCUAUUCAACAAUUACAGUAUAAUCAACAGAAUUUAAACUUAUCAAACCUGAUAACAUACAAUACUACUAACUCAUCAAAUACUGUUAAUUCUUCUGGACAAAUAAAUCAUGAUAAAUUGGUUGAUACAAUUAUGAUGACAACACAACCGAUAGCAACAACAACAACAAGUAAUAAUAUAUCAGAACAAAUGAAUUCCAAUGUUUAUGAUCUACCUGAACCAGAAUGGAUAACAUGUACAUUGAAAAAGUAUCAUGAAUACAGUAUAACUCAUAGUAAACAGAAUAUUACUUCAGGAUUAACUGUAGGAUCUUGUUCCUCAGCGACAACUACCACCAGUGAAGUUGGAGGCAUUGGUUGUGUUGGUGGUGUUGGGGGUGGUAGUAGUAGUACUAGAACAGGAGGUAUACCACUUGACUAUGAACAAUCUUUAUUUGAUCACAUUAGUUCUGAAGACAUUAUUAUUGAUUCAUCUGAUGAGAUGACAAUGAAUCUACCUGGUCAAUUCUCGCCUAAUGCAUUAAUGAUACUCUUAUCUAGUCUAGCUCAGUUAUCCCCGUAUCCACGAUUAACUGAAGCAGCUCAAUGUGGACAAUUGACAUGGCGUCGGUUAUUAACUACACUGGCACGUUAUCGUUCAGACUGUUUGGUACUACAGGCAAAUUUAGCGGAGAUUAAAUCGAAUGCUGAUCAAAUGCAGUGUCAGUUGAAUCAAAUCGAAGCGAAUUGGUCUGUUAUUUUUCGUGCUAUGCAAAUGUCUGAGGCUGCACUAGAAGUUAGUGAUUGCCUAAAUCAGUUAUAUUCAACUGAAUUGGCUGUAACCAUUUAUCGUCAAACACAAAAACUUCACUUACCUAAACAUCCAUUUUCAACUAUCUCCUCGUCAACAUCAUCCUCAUCAUUUCAUGGUCAUAGUAAAUCAUCGAAUAAACUACAACAAGUGAAUAGUCAACAACCUCAACAACAGUUGCAACAGCAACCUCCACCAUUGAAAAGAUUUUCAUCACAACCACAAUCUCAACCAUUUUUACCAACAACACAUACACCAUCAUCUCCAUAUCAAGCAUAUGCUGUUGUUCCUUUAUCUAAUUCAUUUGGAUCAUCGGAGGAACAUGAUCUCUCUCAUCAUCAUUUAACUAAUGGACAACAAAUUCCAUCAGUUCACUUGAGUUUGAACACCCUGAAAUCAUUUAGACAACAAGCUGAAUUUCUAGCGUACACUAUGUUAGAUAGAUAUGAGACAUCGGAUGGGGGUUAUGAAAAGAUUCUGCCAACAUGUAUACCAAAUCAAAUCAAUACAACAACAACAACAACAGCUGGUGGCGUAAAUAUUACAGCACCAAUGACUUCUGUCGGAGGUGCUUUCUCUUUACAGCGUGCCAGUAAUCCUAAUCACAAUCAACAUCAUCAUCAACAUCCUUCUCAGUCUCCUGUUAGUCCUGGUCUGUUUUCUAUGCAAUCAGCUAUUACAUCAUCGAACAGUUUGUUGGAUAAUAACAGUGUCUAUGCUAAUUCAUGGUAUGUUAGUUUAAAUCGUUCACGACCUAAUCCUACAUUACGCUCAUUUAAUGAAAUCGGUGAGCAAUUUCAGCAACAACAACAACAACAACAACAACAAAUACCUUCAAUGACCAAUGUGACAGGCUCGAUUCCAUCAGUUAAUUAUCAUUCAAAUCAUCAACAACAGAAUGUACGAUCAAAUGGCUUGAACAAUAGUCUACAGUUAAUAAAUCCACAGAUACGUUCAUUUUUGAAACCACAUUCUCAGAUAAAUACAAAUCAGAAUAUUAAUAAUACACCUGGAAAUAUUGCUGGUGGCGGUGGUGGUGGCUGGGAAACUCCAGAUUCAGGUGCUGGUAGCAGUAGUAUCAAUGAAGUCUCCUCACAAAAUCAACAAUCGAAUUGUUGCCUUAAUCCACCCUUUUUAUUAUCCUCUUCAUCAUCUUCAUUGCUAUUCGGACAUUUUUAUCAAACAUAUGGAAUAAAUAAUUACAAUACUACUGCUAAUACUAACAUGGAUAAUAAUAAUAAUAAUAAUAAGUUGAAUGGUCAAUCAGAUUCAUUCGUUUCACAUUCACUACUGGAUAAUCUUCCACCCUUAUGGACAUUCUUAUCAAAGUCAUCAACAUCCUUUUAUGAAUCUGAUUUAGACUCAUCUGAUUCAUCAGAUGUACCUGGGAAUUUAAUCAAAUCUACUGAUAUUAUAACACAUACACAUACUACUAAUCACAAUAAUAAUAAUAAUAGUCAAGGAUUACACCAUCUCCAACACCAACACAGCCAAAAUUCUCAAUUGCAUAAUCCUAAUCACAAUACUAGUAACAGUAAUAUUCAUUUAUCUAAUUGGUCCCGAUUAGAAGAACGCAAACUACGUACAGUUUAUUGUCAAUUAAUACAAACAUAUAAACGUUUAAAGUCAAUGCUAAUUGAUAUACCUAAUCUAGACAUGUUCAUUAAUAUUGAUGGUGUAGUAGAAACAUCGUCUAUCAGUUAUGGAGGUGGAGAUAAUAAUAUUGGUGUAGUCAACAGUAAAUUAUCAACAACAAUACCAUCAUCUACAAGUUCAAUGCAACAAAAAGUUGAUUCAGAUCUACUGAAUCGUUUAAACCAAUCGAAUUCCGCUCCAAUGAAUUCCUUGCGUAAAUUACCUCUGGCAGUACUUCUGGAAAAUUCAGUACUCUUACAGGAGUUAUGCUGUGUAAAAGAAGAAUGUGCAGAUCUUAAAGUCCGUGUAUACUUACUUGAAAAAGAACUUUGUGCUAAUCGUUUAACACUAGAAAGUCGUGCAGCCGCUGAACGUGCAUUACGUGCUCAUCUUGACGCCUUGAUCAUUGAACAACAACAACAACAACAUUCUCAGCCAACAAAUGAUCAACAGAAGGACGGAUCGACAAUAGUGGUCUCAUCAUCAUCAACAACAAUAACAAAUCAAUCUAUGGUAGGGAUAAAUCAUCAUGAAACAGCUUUAUUACGAGGUCAAGUAAAGAACUUAUUACAAGCACUUGAAGCUCUUCGCAGUAGUACAGAGAUACAACAAGUUCAAAGUGAGGAAUUAGUUGAUGAUUUGAAACGUGCCAACAGUGCAUUGAUAACAGCAUUUGAAAAGGCUAAACGUAAGUAUAUGACACGUAUUAAAAAACUUGAAGAUCAGUUAACGUCAAUUCAAAAAAUGUCAUCUAUAUGCAUCAACUCGUCUACUACUUGCACUAGUAUCGAUAUUACUACUACAUCUCAUUCAAGUAUACCAACAACAGCAUAUCAUCAUCAUCAUCAGAUUGCUAGAACUACACUGAAUCCUACUACAAUGAUCAAUACUACGGCUAUUUCAAGUAUUAAUGCUACACCACUUCUCGACACAACUGUUAAUAACAGUGGGAAUACUACUACUAAAGGAUACACCAGAGAUUAUCAUCAUCAGCUGAUAAAUAUGGCUGAAAUAUCAAAUACAACAACUAUGUUCAAUGAUGCAAAUAACUUUAAUUCUAAUCAUUCACAAGUCUAUCCUAUACAACCUAUGAAAAGUGGUUUUGUAUCAUCAUAUCCGAAUUCAACAAUUAAUUAUAAUCGUGAUUUAACUUCUAACCCAAUGUCACCAAUACCACCACCUAUGCAACAACAACAGCAGUCAAAACUGCAACAGACUAAACCACCAAAUACUCCAAAGUGUAGAAGUGGUCAGCUGCUUCAUAGUCAACAAUCGAUUACUGUUCAUCCUUCUUCUUCUACUACUACUACUACUACUACUACACCAAGCAAUACUUUAUCACAAUUUAUAAAUUCGAAAAAUUUACCUCCGCAUCCAAAAUGA